Molecule: messenger RNA, 744 nt
Organism: Ylistrum balloti
Lineage: Eukaryota; Metazoa; Mollusca; Bivalvia; Pectinida; Pectinidae
Product: alpha-(1,3)-fucosyltransferase C-like
Exons: 1
Coding region: 1-744 (247 amino acids)
Cellular component (GO): membrane
Molecular function (GO): alpha-(1->3)-fucosyltransferase activity
Source: RefSeq, a predicted model, not a curated record
AUGACGUAUCGCCGAGACUCUGAUUUCCAUUUUGUGCACGGACAGUUCUCAAAAGUCUCAUCGCCCUAUAAGGAGAGAGAAUUGGAUAGGAUGCUUAUGGCCAAGACGAAAACUGCCGUAGCGUUCAUCAGCCAUUGUACCAUCCAGUCCCGUAGGUUGGAAUACAUACGAAAACUCCGCAAAUACGGUGUCGAUGUAGACAUAUACGGAAAAUGUGGAACACUUAAAUGUAACUCAGGAUUAAACCGCUCAGAAGAACUAAAGGCAGCAUGGAACGUCUCACCAAACUUAAAAAUGACAAAGGACUGCUUCAAUGUGUUGGAUAGUCGAUACAAAUUCUAUUUAUCUUUUGAGAAUAGUUUAUGUGAUGACUAUGUCUCUGAAAAGUCACUUCAUCUUGUGUUACGUCAUAACAUUGUUCCUAUCAUCAGAGAUGCGUCCAAUCAUAGCUUAUUUCAUCCUCCGAAAUCUUAUCUGGAUACAAAAGACUUUAAAAAUGUCGAAUCACUAGCAAAUCACAUUAAAAAGUUGAGUCGCAAUUUCCGAGAGUACAAAAAAUAUUUUCACUGGAAGAAAUAUUACACUGUUGAAACAGUUAGUGCAGUGUUACAAUCAAACUUAUGUCAGAUAUGUGAACGUCUACAUAACCAACACAAAUAUCAGAGGGUCUACAGAGACAUAGUGGGCUUUCUAUUGUCACGUGGAGACAACUCCCCGAUUUGUCAUCAACCCUCUGACUUGUGA